AUGGCUGAGGUGACCGUGUGCUCCGAGUGCCUGUUCACAGCGAGUCCCCGGGUGGUGCAAGAGGACGUGGCCCUCCUGUGGCGCGCCCUCAAGUUGGUGAUGCGCAACGUGACCGGGCGCUGGGAGCUGCAGCGCAUCUGCCACGGCAACCAGCCUGGCGCACGCAGGACCCUCAAGAUCGAGCCUUCGCUGAAGUUCUCCAAGUGCGAGCUCCUGCAGGCCGCGCUCGGCGCACAUCUGGACCUGGUGGAGAAGGUCAUCGAUGGCAUCGUCAGCCUGAAGAGGAUCGAUGCAGAGAGCAGCCCGCAGCUUGGGGUCUCUCUGCAGGCCAGCCUCCUCCAGAUUGAGGGCUACCCCAGCCUGGUGCUCGAGGUGGAGAAGCUGCGCCGGGAGCCAUAUGACUGCAGCAACGUGGAGCACGAGGAGAUGCUGCUGAAGCUCUGGAAGUGUCCGCCCGGAGACCCCCUCGCCGCCCGCAUCUCCAAGCAGCGGUGCGAGAUUCCGGCCCUGCGGAACCCUCUAGCUUCUCCACAAGCUCCUCUCGACUGUCACCCGAUGCAGGAGUUCCACAGGUUCUGGGCAGAGAAGGACCGCUGUGACAUCGUGGAGUUCAACCGGGUUCGCAGCAGAUUCCACAGGAAGAUCCUGAAGCAGCUGAGGGACCCCACCACAGCUCUGUGCCCCCACUUCUCUGCCUCUGACCUCCACGCGGUCACCCUGUAG
Messenger RNA from Scleropages formosus (Asian bonytongue), 723 nucleotides. The record is from RefSeq and is a predicted model, not a curated record. Lineage: Eukaryota; Metazoa; Chordata; Actinopteri; Osteoglossiformes; Osteoglossidae.